Molecule: messenger RNA, 849 nt
Organism: Selaginella moellendorffii
Lineage: Eukaryota; Viridiplantae; Streptophyta; Lycopodiopsida; Selaginellales; Selaginellaceae
Product: probable protein phosphatase 2C 42
Exons: 2
Coding region: 1-849 (282 amino acids)
Biological process (GO): protein dephosphorylation
Molecular function (GO): protein serine/threonine phosphatase activity; cation binding
Source: RefSeq, a predicted model, not a curated record
AUGAAAAUCCUGGACAGCUUCGGCCGGCUAAAGCCACAGGAUUUCCACAGGGACGCUCGCGUCGUAGUCUAUGCAAGCUCCGAGGAAGGCAGGAGGCGCCAGUGUUUAGAAGAUGGGUACGCAAUAGGGUCCACUCCCAAGGCAUCUCUGGUUGGAGUUUUCGAUGGUCACGGCGGCAGGGCAGCGGCAAGCUUUUGCGCCAAGAAUCUUUUCCCGGUCUUGGUGGAGGACGAGGGCUUUCAGAGCGGCACUGGAAUCAAGCAAGCCCUACGCAAUGCUUUUCUCAAGAUGGACGAUCUCAUGAGAGAGGAAAACGAGCAAAGAUAUUGGCAAGCUGGAACCACAGCGAUUGUCGCUGUGGUGACUGAGAACUUUGUGUAUGUUGCCCACGCAGGUGAUGCUUUCUGUAGUUACCGCAAAGGUGGCGAGACCAAGCACUUGACAAAGGAUCACUCGCCCCACGUUCCUGAGGAGCGAGAGAGAGGUGUGAAAGCGGACGCUAUUUUCAGUUAUGGGAGCACAGCUAGCAAACUGUACAUGGGAAUCGGUGACUCGCAACUCCUCAUAUCGAGAGCUCUAGGAGACCUUGACCUCAAGAGCAACAAGAAGCUGGCGUUUGACGAGCAGGUCAUCAUCGCGGUGCCGGAUGUUGUGGAGCUUGAAGUUACCGAAGAUCUCGAGUACUUGGUUCUUUGCUCCGAUGGUUAUACCAGGAGAGACAUCCAAAGGUUGGAUAUGAAGAGCUUCUCGAUGAGCUCCGGCGUCUAUCGGGAGGAUCGUCAAGACGAUGGAACUUACGCUAUUGUCUUGUUGGAGAAAAACAAAGCCGCCGCCAAGCUAGAUGGUUGA